CAAUUUACCAGGAAGAUAGUGGCUGUUGGAGACCUCCAUGGCGAUUUACCUAAUGCGCAACAAGUCCUACAAAUGGCGCGCGUCGUGGACGAGGAUGGGAACUGGUCUGGAGAAGUCGACUUCUUCGUACAGACCGGAGACAUCAUCGACAGAGGUGAUGACACCAUCAAGCUCUACGCCUGGAUGGAUCAGCUUCGUGAACAGGCUCAAGCCGUGGGCGGAACGGUGCUGUCCCACUUAGGCAACCAUGAGUGGAUGAACGCCAUCGGCGACUGGAGAUAUGUCCAUCCCUCCGAGGUCAAGACCUUCAGCUCCGUCCCCGCUCGCCAGAAGAUGCUCUCCACCGGGAAGAUCGGCCGCGCCUGGGCCGCGAACUACACCACCACCUCCCGCCUCCCCCUGCACCCCUCCCUCGGACCCCCAAACACGGACUACGAUCCAUCUCUGAUGGGCUCUUCCCUCUCUCAUGCCGCCAUCUCGUUCGUCCACGGCGGGCUUGCGCCUACCUAUCCUGACCUGACGCCCUUCCCGUCGCGCAUCAACGCGCUCUCGACGUCCCUCCUGCGCAAGCUGCAGCACCGCGUGCAGCCCCCGCCGCACCCUCCCAACCCUUACCCCGGUCUCCCGCACGACGCCACCCAGGCGGAGCACCGCCUGUAUGGCUCGGACGGACCGCUGUGGUACCGGGGAUGGGCGCUGGACCCCGAACAGAAGGUUUGCAAGGAGGUCGACGCGGUCUUGCAGAAGACCGGGACCAGGCGGAUGGUCAUGGGCCAUACGCCUGACUUCCAGAAAAUCGUCUCGAGGUGCGGAGGCAAGGUCAUCAUCAUCGACACCGGCAUCUCUCAUGCUUAUGGCGGCGCGCUCUCCGCGCUGUCGGUCACGUACACGUUGACGCCCUCGAAGGGCGUCGAUGGUGAGAAGAAAUGGCACGAGAAGGAGAUCGUGAAGGCGUUGUACGUGGAUCACGAGGUGCUUCUGGCAGACGAUGAGAGGGAGGUCGUUGGAGAU
Dichomitus squalens LYAD-421 SS1 is the source of this 1011-nucleotide messenger RNA. Its product is annotated as Metallo-dependent phosphatase. The transcript has 4 exons. NCBI's taxonomy places the organism in Eukaryota, Fungi, Basidiomycota, Agaricomycetes, Polyporales, Polyporaceae. The annotation marks the transcript as partial. Gene Ontology annotation, molecular function: hydrolase activity. The record is from RefSeq and is a predicted model, not a curated record.